This is a messenger RNA of Naegleria gruberi, 1594 nucleotides long. RefSeq lists its product as uncharacterized. NCBI's taxonomy places the organism in Eukaryota, Heterolobosea, Eutetramitea, Acrasida, Naegleriidae. The transcript has a single exon. The coding region runs from base 1 to 1551 and encodes 516 amino acids. The record is from RefSeq and is a predicted model, not a curated record.
AUGAACUCAUUGACAAGAAUAUGUGGAAAGAAACAAACAACUUUUUCACACAUUCAAAAAAAAACAAUGACAAGCAUUGACACAAGCCAACAUGUGUCCUAUGAAUUGAAAGUUGUCUCACCCAAUACAUGUACCACCACUAUUGACAUCACUGAAGUCAAUAACAACAACAACCAACAAUAUUUAACAAAGAGAGAUUCAAUUCACAAGCAAAAAUCACUUCCAUCCUCAUUGAAAACACCCCGUUCAUCCUCUGUUACCAAAUUCUAUAAUAGAGCUUUCAAAAUUCAUACAUGUUGUGGUGUAAUGGAGCUUAACUGCCUCAAGAUGACUAGCAUGCUAGCUUUAUUCGUUAGUUUAAUUGCCUUUUGCUUAUUGAUGGCAGCUGUGGCAUUUAACUAUUCAGUUGUCGAUAACUUGUACUCGAAUAUAGGGGCCUUGCAAACAGAUGCCACCUACUAUAGAGAUUUGAUGAAACUCUCAUGCAGAGUAUCUGUCGUUUCAGAAUAUAAUCGAACUUUGGCGCUGGAAUAUGCCGAUCUAUUCAUGACCUAUCAUGACAAGUAUUAUGAAGUACUCAAUGUUUUACUUGUUUCAGUACCUGAAGAUGUAGUCUAUUCUAAGAGAAAUAACAUGAGCAGAGAGGAUGUGAGAUCGAGAAAAGCUGUCAAGGAAGAGCUGUCAGUAAUAGAGAUGGUCAGGGCAUCCAAUUAUUCACAAGCCAUCACCAUACUCGAUUCACCAUUAUAUCAAUACUAUUUAGCAGGUUAUCCUGAAGAAAUUCAACCAGUUUUGGAUUAUGUUAUUAAUAUGCAAGAAGUGGUUGAAGAGGAAGAUUUGGGCACAACUCUGGCCUCUCUCAUUAUUCUGGUCGUGUCAAUGGUCAUUGUCGUGCCAGUGUUGAUUGCGUAUAUUGUGCUUUCGGUAAGGAAAGAUACAACUAAGGAGAAGCAAUUGAGACAAGUGAGAAAGUACAUGCUGAUGGAUACAAUCAAUGAUUCGGCACUUUGUGAGAAAUUCAAAGAAUUUUGCAAGAUUGAAAGAAGUGAAGAAAACUUUGCAGUUCUGGAAAAGAUUAACGAUUACAAAAAGUUGUGUGAAAAGAGCUUUGACAUUCAAGUUUUCUUAUUUGACACUGACAUUUUGAGUGGCUCUGAUCAAUUUUCUGAAACAACAACCACCACAAGUAAUGAAGAUUCAUCUAAAAAGAAGAAGAAUAUUAAGAAGGGCUUUACUGAGAAGGAUUUAUCCGAUAUUGAAAAGAGAAAGUUUGAAAUUGCAUUCGAAAUUCACACUGACUUUUUAGAUGUGAGAGGUGAACGAUCUGUCAAUACCAGCAAACAAGUUGCUGAUAAUGUGAAACAAUUUUUGGAUUAUUUUGCAAAGGGAGAGAAUGAAUCUCUUCCUGAAAAUUUAUUCGAAAUUGUGGAAACUGAAAUGUGUGUCUUGAUGAUGGAUACUCAUCGCAGAUUUAAGAUAUUUGUCGAACAACAAUUGAAGGAAAAGAGGAAAAUCCUUUCUACCAUUAAGAGAAAAAUUGAUAAGAAAUGAGCUCAUUGUCACUACUCAAAUAAAGUUGCCGAAUCUCAAUCAC